AAGGAUAAUCUCGCGAGAUGUCAGACGUGGUAUAAAGUCUCUCUGCGGGUGUCGGUCACGGUCAGUUUCUCUGCUCCUCCGGUUUCUGGGAAGUUGUAGUUUUGAGUGUGAUUAAAGGUUUCCAGUCAGAGUGAAGAUGGCUGCAGGCAAGGCUCACAUUGGAAAACUGGCCCCAGAUUUCACUGCCAAAGCGGUAAUGCCAGAUGGACAGUUUAAGGAACUCACGCUUUCAGACUACAGAGGGAAAUAUGUUGUAUUUUUCUUCUAUCCACUGGACUUCACCUUUGUGUGUCCAACUGAGAUCAUUGCAUUCAGUGACGCUGCUAAUGAAUUUAAGAAGAUUGACUGUGAGGUCAUCGCUGCCUCUGUUGACUCCCACUUCUCCCAUCUUGCAUGGACCAACACACCCCGUAAGCAGGGUGGUCUGGGUACGAUGAAGAUUCCCCUGGUGUCUGACAUACAGCAUACAAUCUCCAAAGACUACGGCAUCUUGAAGGAGGAUGAGGGCAUUGCCUACAGGGGACUGUUCAUAAUCGACGAGAAAGGCAUUCUAAGGCAGAUCACAAUCAAUGACCUCCCAGUUGGACGCUCAGUAGAGGAGACUCUUCGCCUGGUCCAAGCCUUUCAGUUCACUGACAAACACGGAGAAGUCUGCCCAGCUGGCUGGAAACCAGGUAGUGACACAAUCAAGCCUGAUGUCCAGAAGAGUAAAGAUUUCUUCUCCAAGCAGUAAUAAGACCACGGCCAGAAUCUGCUGCUUGCUGUAGGAAACAUUUCUCGAACCUUUUGUAAUCACUUUUGUGAAGUAAACACUCUUUAGGUAUACUGUUGUCUGUCGUGCACUUGUAACCAAAGCAUAUAACUGUAUGUUCAGUCCAGUCUGUUUCCUUGUUGUUAUUUUCAUUACAAAGAUGUGUGUGUAUAUAUAUAUAUAUAUGUGUGUGUGUGUGUGCUUAGUAACACACAGAAUGUGUCUCUGUGAGAAGAUUGCUUUACAAACAAAAAGGAUAAUAAAUCUCAAAAUGCC
This is a messenger RNA of Thalassophryne amazonica, 1027 nucleotides long. RefSeq names its product peroxiredoxin 1 (gene prdx1). Bases 137 to 733 code for a protein of 198 amino acids. NCBI's taxonomy places the organism in Eukaryota, Metazoa, Chordata, Actinopteri, Batrachoidiformes, Batrachoididae. Gene Ontology annotation, biological process: leukocyte activation; hydrogen peroxide catabolic process; cell redox homeostasis. The transcript is spliced from 6 exons. Gene Ontology annotation, molecular function: thioredoxin peroxidase activity. The record is from RefSeq and is a predicted model, not a curated record. Gene Ontology annotation, cellular component: cytosol.